UUCAGACAUACCAUGUCAGGAAUCAAUCUGGAUGCCAACAGAUUAUCAAGGAGAGCAAGUUUAAAAGAUUUCUGUGUAGCCACACCUGAAGAAUUUGUUAAAAGAUUUGGCGGGAAUAGAGUGAUAAAUAAGGUCUUGGUUGCUAACAAUGGUAUUGCCGCAGUAAAAUGUAUGAGAUCAGUUCGAAGGUGGGCAUAUGAAAUAUUUCGCAAUGAAAGAGCAAUUAGAUUUGUUGUUAUGGUUACACCAGAGGAUCUUAAAGCCAAUGCAGAAUAUGUUAAAAUGGCUGAUCAAUAUGUACCUGUACCAGGAGGAUCUAAUAAUAACAACUAUGCUAAUGUAGAAAGAAUAUUAGAUAUAGCCAAACGGACACAAGUUCAAGCUGUAUGGGCAGGAUGGGGCCAUGCUUCAGAAAAUCCCAAAUUACCAGAAUUACUUCAUAAAAAUGAUAUUUCAUUUAUAGGUCCACCAGAAGGUGCUAUGUGGUCAUUAGGAGAUAAAAUAGCUUCAUCUAUUGUUGCUCAAACAGCUGGUGUACCUACGUUACCUUGGAGUGGAUCAGGCUUAAAAUUACCAAUCAGUGAAGAAGAUCUGUGUAAAAAUAAAGUAUUAAAUGUACCAUCUGAUAUAUAUAGACAAGGUUGUACUAGAAAUGUAGAUGAAGGAUUAGUAUCAGCUAAAAAAAUUGGUUUUCCUGUCAUGAUAAAAGCUUCAGAAGGAGGAGGUGGGAAAGGUAUCAGAAAAGCUGAAAAUGCUGAAGAGUUCCCGAAUUUAUUCAGACAAGUUCAGACUGAAGUACCUGGUUCACCAAUAUUUAUAAUGAAACUGGCGUCUGCUGCCCGUCAUUUGGAAGUACAGUUACUAGCUGAUAUUUAUGGUAAUGCUAUCUCCUUAUUUGGGCGUGACUGUUCAAUACAAAGAAGACAUCAGAAGAUUAUUGAAGAAGCACCAGCUGUUAUUGCCAAAUCAGAUGUUUUUGAAAAAAUGGAAAAGGCAGCAGUUACCCUGGCUAAAAUGGUGGGUUAUGUUAGUGCUGGUACUGUAGAAUAUUUAUAUAAUGCUGAAGAAGCUAAUUUCCAUUUCCUAGAGUUGAAUCCUAGAUUACAAGUUGAACAUCCUUGUACAGAAAUGAUAGCAGACGUCAAUCUACCUGCUGCUCAAUUACAGAUUGCUAUGGGUAUACCACUCUAUAGAAUUAAAGACAUAAGAAUGUUGUAUGGUGAAGAUCCAUGGGGAGAUAACUCUAUAGAUUUUGAUGAUCCACAAGUUAAACCAGUACCUAAAGGUCAUGUGAUAGCAGCUAGAAUUACUAGUGAGAAUCCUGAUGAGGGAUUUAAACCAAGUUCAGGAACAGUACAAGAGCUAAAUUUCCGUAGCAACAAGAAUGUGUGGGGAUACUUCAGUGUGGCAGCUUCUGGUGGUCUACAUGAGUUUGCUGAUUCUCAAUUUGGACAUUGUUUUUCUUGGGGUGAAAGUAGAGAAGAUGCUCGAGAGAAUUUGGUCAUAGCUUUAAAAGAACUAUCAAUUAGAGGUGAUUUCAGAACAACAGUAGAAUAUCUGAUUAAAUUGCUAGAAACAGAUGCCUACCAACAGAACUAUAUCACAACUGGUUGGCUAGAUAGACUGAUAGCUGAGAAAGUACAAGCUGAGAAACCAGAUACCAUGUUAGGUGUCAUGUGUGGUGCCUUACACAUAGCUGAUAAAAAAAUUCGAAGCAAUUUUACUGAUUUUCAAACAUCUCUGGAAAAAGGUCAAAUUUUACCAUCAUUUUCACUGAAGAAUAUUGUAAGUGUAGAAUUUAUCUAUGAAGGAAUGAAAUAUAGUCUUGAGGUGAUAAAAACAGGAGCAAGUAGUUAUUUUUUAUGUACCAAUAAUUCUUCAAUAGACGUUGAAGCUCACAAAUUAACAGAUGGUGGACUAUUAUUAUCUAUAGAUGGAUCAAGUUAUACUACCUAUAUGAAAGAACAAGUUGGAUCCUUUAGAAUUAUUAUUGGUAAUCAGACGUGUGUACUAUCUAAAGAAAAUGAUCCCACUAUCCUAAGGUCAUCGUCAGCUGGUAAAUUAUUAAACUAUCUAGUAGAAGAUGGAGGACAUGUAUUUUCGGGAGAUGUUUAUGCUGAAAUUGAAGUAAUGAAAAUGGUGAUGGAAUUAACAGUCAGUGAAAGUGGAUGUAUACACUACAGUAAAAGACCAGGAGCUGUAUUAGAACCUGGAAGUGUUGUAGCACAUUUACAAUUAGAUGAUCCUAGUCGUGUUCAACAGGCAACACCAUUUAAAGGUAAACUACCAGUGUCUAAUAGUCCGUCCACACAUGGUGAUAGAUUACAUCAAGUAUUUCAGAGUGCUAGGAAUGUUUUAGAGAAUAUAUUGUCUGGUUAUAUCUUACCAGAACCAUAUUUCACUGAGUUAUUAUCAAAGACUGUUGAAAGUAUGAUGAAAUGUUUAAAAGAUCCAGCAUUACCUCUACUAGAAUUACAGGAAUUGAUAUCUAUGAUAUCAGGAAGAGUACCUAUCAAAGUUGAGAGAUCUAUACGUAAAUUGAUGGCUUCCUAUGCUAGUAAUAUAACAUCAGUAUUAUGUCAAUUUCCUAGUCAACAGAUAGCCAAUGUUAUUGAUAGUUAUGCAGCGACAUUAACCAAACGGACAGAUAGGGAUGUAUUCUUUAUGACAACUCAGGGUAUCGUUCAAUUAGUACAGAGAUAUAGAAGUGGUAUACGUGGUCACAUGAAAUCUGUUGUACAAGAUUUAUUACGUCAAUAUCUUAAAAUGGAACUACAAUUCCAAAAUGGACAUUAUGAUAAAUGUGUAUAUAAAAUUCGAGAGAGAAAUAAAGAUGAUAUGGCCACUGUUACAGCUACAAUAUUUUCACAUCUAGCUGUUCAACACAAAAAUACUCUAGUUAUAAUGCUGAUUGAUCAUCUGUGCGGUAAAGAGCCAGGAUUAACAGAUGAAUUGGCAACUAUUUUAACAGAAUUAACUCAGCUUAAUAAAACAGAGAAUGCUAAAGUGGCACUUAGAGCUCGACAGGUAUUGAUAGCAGCACAUCAACCUCCAUUUGAACUACGUCAUAAUCAAAUGGAAUCUAUAUUUUUAUCUGCUGUUGAUAUGUAUGGUCAUGACUUCUGCCCAGAAAAUUUACAGAAAUUGAUUAAUUCUGAGACAGCUAUAUAUGAUAUUUUACAAGAAUUCUUCUUCCAUCCAAAUGAUUUAGUCAAAAUGGCUGCUCUCGAGGUGUAUAUAAGAAGAGCCUACAUAGCUUAUGAAUUAAACUGUCUACAACAUGUUAGAUUAGAUAAUGGCGUCUGUAUAGUUGAAUUUAGAUUUUUAUUACCGAGAUCUCAUCCAAAUAGUGGAUUGCUACGUGUACCAACAUUAACAGAAGAUUUUAUUUUUGAAAAUUCGGAACAUUAUGAAGAAUCACCAAUUUGUCAAAGAAUGGGUGUCAUGGCAGCAUUCAAUACAUUUGAAGAAUUCCAACCGAACUUCCACUAUUUAUUAGAAAGAUUUAAUUAUGAUUCCCCCUCACCACCACAGAGUCCAGCUGUAGGAGGUUUACAUGAUAAUGAUCCAAUACAUAUUAUUAAUAUUGGUAUACACAGUCAUGAUGAACUAGAUGAUGAUAAGAUAUCAGCCCAAUUUCAAGCUUUCUGUAAAGAAAAUGUAAGUAGUCUUACUGCUAAUGUAACAAAAAAUUUCCCCUAUUGCCCACAGAGAGCUGAUUUUUUAUUCACAUUAUUGAUUAGAAAAAUUUUUCAAGAAGAUAGAAUCUAUCGUCAUUUAGAACCUGGCCUGGCUUUCCAACUUGAAAUUAACAGACUACGUAAAUUUGAUCUAGAAAUCAUUCCAACAGCCAAUUAUAAGAUGCAUUUAUAUUUUGGUAAAGCUAAGGUAGCCAAAGGUCAAGAGGUCACAGAUUAUAGAUUUUUUGUCAGAUCCAUCAUAAGACAUUCAGAUUUAGUUACAAAGGAAGCAUCAUUUGAAUAUCUCCAAAAUGAAGGAGAAAGAACUCUAUUAGAGGCAAUGGAUGCUUUAGAAGUGGCAUUCUCACAUUCUUAUUCUCAGAAAACAGAUUGUAAUCACAUAUUUUUAAAUUUUGUACCAACUCUAACACUGACAGAACCAGGAAAGUUAGAAGAUACAGUACGUAAUAUGGUUAUGAGAUAUGGAAGUAGAUUGUGGAAAUUACGUGUUUUACAAGCUGAGCUUAAAUUUACCAUCAGGUUAACAACAUCAGGAUCAAGUUUUCCUAUCCGUAUAUUUAUAACUAAUGAUAGUGGAUAUUAUUUAGAUAUUAAUUUAUAUAAAGAGAUUACAGAUCAACGUACUGGACAGAUUAUGUUUGAAGCCUAUGGUGCUAGACAAGGACCGUACCAUGGACUAUUUGUUAGUACACCCUAUCUUACUAAGGAUCAUCUACAAUUAAAAAGAUUCCAAGCUCAAUCCAGUGGUACUACCUAUGUCUAUGAUUAUCCUGAUAUGUUUAAAAUGGCUUUAAUCAAUUCAUGGAAAGAAUAUUAUAAAGUGACUAAACAAGAAGAAAGGGAAGCUUCAGAUGAUGUUUUUAAAUGUAUAGAAUUGGUAGUAGAUAAUCAUGGUAAUUUACUACAACAAAAUAGAUUACCAGGAGAAAAUGAGAUUGGUAUGGUAGCAUGGUUAAUGACUAUGAAAACACCACAAUAUCCUGAUGGUAGAGAUGUUAUUGUUAUAGCUAAUGAUAUGACAUUUAAGAUUGGUUCCUUCGGUCCUCAGGAAGACAUCCUAUUUCAGAGAGCUUCUGAAUUAUCACGUAAACAAGGUUUACCUCGGGUUUAUAUAGCAGCUAAUAGUGGAGCUAGAAUAGGUCUAGCUGAAGAAGUAAAACAUUUAUUUAGAGUGGCCUGGAUAGAUAAUGAUGAUGCUAACAAGGGAUUUAAAUAUCUCUAUCUGAGACCAGAUGAGUUUAAGAAAGUGAGUGCCUCUAAUUCUGUACGAGCUGAAUUAAUAGAAGAUGAAGGAGAAUCCAGAUAUAAGAUUACUGAUAUUAUAGGUAAAGAAGAUGGGUUAGGAGUAGAGAAUUUAAAGGGAUCUGGUAUGAUAGCUGGUGAAACAUCACAAGCUUAUAAUGAAGUUGUUACUAUUAAUCUAGUCAGUUGUCGUGCAAUAGGUAUUGGAGCGUAUUUAGUGAGAUUAGGACAGAGAAUUAUUCAAGUUGAAUCCUCACAUAUAAUAUUAACAGGAGCUGGAGCUUUAAAUAAGGUAUUGGGACGUGAGGUAUAUACUAGUAAUGGACAGCUAGGUGGUAUACAGAUCAUGCAUAAUAAUGGUGUAUCACAUGAUGUAGUUUCAGACGAUUUUGACGGAGUAUUUAAAGUUGUACAUUGGUUAUCUUAUGUUCCAAAGUGUCAUGGUGCUGGUGUACCUAUUAUGGAACCAACAGAUUGUAUAGAUAGAGAGAUAGAGUUUGUACCAACUAAAUCACCGUAUGAUGUACGCUGGAUGUUAGCUGGCCGCAAAUUACCAGAUGGUAAAACAUACCAAACAGGAUUUUUUGACAGAGGAACAUGGUCAGAAAUUUUAUCACCAUGGGCACAAACUGUUGUUACUGGCAGAGCAAGAUUGGGUGGUAUUCCAGUAGGUGUAGUAUCAGUUGAAACUAGAACUGUAGAAUUACAAGUUCCUGCAGAUCCUGCUAAUCUAGACUCAGAAUCUAAAGUUAUACAACAGGCAGGACAAGUCUGGUUUCCUGAUUCUGCAUUUAAAACAGCACAGGCUAUAAUGGACUUCAAUCGCGAAGAGCUACCAUUGAUGGUGUUUGCCAAUUGGAGAGGGUUUUCUGGUGGCAUGAAGGAUAUGUAUGACCAAGUAUUAAAGUUUGGAUCGUAUAUCGUUGAUGCAUUACGUGAUUAUAAGCAGCCUAUAUUAGUGUAUAUACCACCUUAUGCUGAAUUACGAGGUGGAGCCUGGGUAGUAGUGGAUCCCUCCAUUAAUCCUACUCAUAUGGAAAUGUUUGCUGAUCAACUCAGCAGGGGUGGCGUAUUAGAACCAGAAGGUACUGUAGAGAUUAAAUUCAGACGGAAAGACCUGGAAAAAUCGAUACGUAGACUAGAUCAUAAAUGUCGUCAGCUGAUAGAACAAUUAAGUAAUCCUGACUUAAAAGAAGAAGAAAAGAGUAAAUUAAAAGUACAGUUAAAGGAAAGAGAAGAAAGUUUAUUACCUAUGUAUCAUACAGUAGCUGUUCAGUUUGCUGAUCUUCAUGAUACACCAGGUAGAAUGGAAGAGAAAGGAGUUAUUUCCAAUGUGCUGGAAUGGAAGACCAGUAGAAAGUUUUUCUAUUGGAGAUUAAGAAGAAGAUUAUUAGAAAAUCAAGUUAAAGAUAAAAUGAGGAAAUAUACCAAUAAUUUAGUAGAAGCUCAGUUAAAUUCUAUGUUAAGUCGAUGGUUUGUUGAAGAUAAAGGUACCAUUAAUGGCUACCAAUGGGAAGAUGAUGCAUCUGCUGUAAAAUGGCUAUCAGAACAAUUAGAUGACAAUAAUGAAAGUAAUUUAUUAGAAGAGAAUAUUAAAUGUAUACAAAGGGAACAUGUUUUACAGAAAGUUAGAAAUUUAUUGGAUGACAACCCUGAUGUAGCCAUGGAUUCUAUAGUUCAUAUAACACAACACAUGACCUCAGGUCAAAGAGCUGAAAUUUCUAGAAUUUUGGCCAAUAUGGAGACUUCAUAGAGGGAGCUAUGAUCAAAACACCUCUGAAAAUACUCGUAGAAUGAACUUAAUAUUAUUUUUUGAGUAAUUUAUGUAUUUUAAUGAAAUAUUAUGAAUUAGGGACUCUCAUCAUGCUGCCAAAAAAGCAGAUAUUUAAUUGUUAGGUUUAUGGCUUGUUUUGUUUAAUAUUGUUUUAUAUAUAUGUAGCUCUUUAAUUUUCCAUUAUUAAGAAUGAAGCAUUGUUGAUUAGAGCAUAAUAAUGUACACAGUUGAUUGUUGACAUGUACACCACUUAUUGUUGGGGUAAACAAAACUGGUUGUUGAGGUAAACGAUGUUGACAUGUACACCGCUGGGUUGUUGACAUGUACACCACAUGGUUGUUGACAUGUACACCACAUGGUUGUUGACGUGUAUACCACUGGGUUGUUGACGUGUACACCACUGGGUUGUUGACAUGUACACCACUUGGUUGUUGACAUGUAUACCACUUGGUUGUUGACAUAAACACCAAUGGGUUGUUGACAUGUUUACCACUUGGUUGUUGACAUGUAUACCACUUGAUACC
This is a messenger RNA of Lottia gigantea (owl limpet), 7241 nucleotides long. RefSeq lists its product as hypothetical. Gene Ontology annotation, biological process: fatty acid biosynthetic process. Bases 13 to 6696 code for a protein of 2227 amino acids. NCBI's taxonomy places the organism in Eukaryota, Metazoa, Mollusca, Gastropoda, Lottiidae. The record is from RefSeq and is a predicted model, not a curated record. Gene Ontology annotation, molecular function: ATP binding; acetyl-CoA carboxylase activity; metal ion binding. The transcript has 49 exons.